GGAAAACCUCUUCUGUCUCUGGCUUGCGCUGAUCACUGCUACCCAACAUAACGGCCAUGUCAAAACGGAACCUAGCGAUUAGCGAAGUGACUCCGGAGCGAGAGACAGAAGCGGAGAUACCCCCGGCGAAACGACAACGACUGAAUCCCAGUUCGAAGACACGAUCUGUACGCACACCGAGCCCACCCAGAAGGGAUAGCGAGGAGAGAACACGCAUCAUUUCUUGGAAUAUCGAGACGCCUAUCCCAUUCCUCGACCUCCGUUACACUAUAUCGUCCACAGGCAUGUCCAGUUAUCUUGUACAUCCCCCGAGGCGAAUCCCGGAGAACGACUUUCUCCGCAUGUUGCUCAAAGAAUGGGAUUGGCCGGAGUUCGUCUGCCUGCAGGAAGUUCGUGCGAGACCGACAGACAAGGACUGGAUGACGGCCAUGUGCGCGGCUGCAAACGGGGUCUCUCCUUUAGAUCGGGACGGGGAGACGGACAGGCGAGAAGAUGGAGGUCCGACGUACACUGCUUAUUGGGCGCUGAACGUCUCUCGCCGCGGACAGAGGAGGUUCGGCGUGUGCACACUCGUUGCUCAUCCAUGGGUGAAACGGGUGCGCCGGGAGCGAACGGUGGGGUGGGACGCGGAAGGACGAGUGCAUAUACUGGAGUUCGACGGCUGGGCGCUGGUCAACGUCUACGCUUUGAAUGGGAGUGACUUCCCUUGGGUAGACCCACGCAUGGAGGGAGAUCCGCUAGCCAAGGUGCUGCCACAGAAGACCAGGAACGAACGAAAGAGAGAAUUUAAUAUGCUCUUGCUCGAGGAAAUCCAGACAAUGCGGGCACGGGGACUGAGGCCGGUGCUCAUAGGAGACUUCAAUAUCUCCCUCGCAAAGGUGGACUGUUAUCCACGUUUGCGUACGCAACAUCCGCACGCGUUGGCAAGGAAACAGUUUAACGAGGUGUUCAUUCCCCAGGCCGAGGUUGUGGACGUAUAUCGUGCUUUUCACGGGAGCGAGACAGCGUACAGCUGGUUCGCGAAAGGGAAACCGGUGGGGAGCGAUGCCGCCAGGGUGGAUUACGCGCUGGUGGAUCGCCAGUUGAUCAGAGAAAAGGGAGAGGGAAGGGAGAUGGGAACGGGUUAUGGAGGCAAGAACGUCGGAAAGAGUGACCAUGGGAUUGUCUGGCUGGAUAUGUGCGGGAUGAAUAACCUUGGAUUGUCGGAGGCCAGGGCGCAGGAAUAGACGGUUCAAAAGUCAUGCGGAUAAGA
Molecule: messenger RNA, 1252 nt
Organism: Dacryopinax primogenitus
Lineage: Eukaryota; Fungi; Basidiomycota; Dacrymycetes; Dacrymycetales; Dacrymycetaceae
Product: DNase I-like protein
Exons: 1
Coding region: 57-1226 (389 amino acids)
Biological process (GO): base-excision repair
Cellular component (GO): nucleus
Molecular function (GO): double-stranded DNA 3'-5' DNA exonuclease activity; DNA-(apurinic or apyrimidinic site) endonuclease activity; phosphoric diester hydrolase activity
Source: RefSeq, a predicted model, not a curated record